This is a messenger RNA of Tribolium madens (black flour beetle), 2024 nucleotides long. RefSeq names its product toll-like receptor Tollo. Gene Ontology annotation, molecular function: protein binding. NCBI's taxonomy places the organism in Eukaryota, Metazoa, Arthropoda, Insecta, Coleoptera, Tenebrionidae. The coding region runs from base 162 to 2024 and encodes 620 amino acids. The record is from RefSeq and is a predicted model, not a curated record. The transcript is spliced from 2 exons.
GCGGGUCGGACACACGCGAGAUGCUGACAUAAUUAUUAUUUAUUCAUUUCGUUUUGUGUAGACAUAUUAUUGUAUAAUUAUUAUUACUUAUUGUAAAUUGAUCAAUUAUUUGAGCUUAAAAAAGUGACGUUAAUUUAAUCUUGAAAAAUUGUUGAAGAAAAAUGUUACAUUUUUCCGGUUUUGUGUUGUUUCUGUUUUUCACAAAAUCUAUUAAUGCUGAGUGCUAUGAAAAACUCACUUACGGUAAUUAUGAGGAGAAUUAUGAAGAAGACAGUAAUAUUGCUAGUGAAGAAAUAAUUUGCACAAAUGUAAAUUCAAUUCAGGACAUUGUUUAUUCUUUCCAAAGGGAAUCCUAUGAGCAAAAUUUAGUUAUUACAAACUCAAAUAUCUUAACAAUAAAUCCAUCGGAGUUAUCUCAGUUUGUUACAAUAAAUAAGUUAUUUAUAAAUGGACAACACGUUAGAAAUAUCUUACCAGGAGCUUUCAGCGGUCUCAUAUCUCUUGAAGAACUGCAUCUCAACAAUAACAACUUAACAAAAAUUGGAAAUGGUGUCUUUAAUUCUUUACAUCAUUUGCAAAUCUUGAAUUUAGAACAUAAUAAAAUUCGAUGGAUUGAAAUCUUUGCUUUUAUGGGUAUGUCUAACUUACAACAUUUAUAUUUAAGUGAUAAUAAUAUUUCUAUUAUUGACAAUGGAACAUUUGUAAAGUUGCAUACCUUGACAAGUCUCAAUGUAUCGCAAAAUCCAUUACAACAAUUUCCUUUUAAUGAUUUAUCGGGCAUUAAAAAACUGCAUUUGUCAAAUACAAAGUUAAGUCGAAUAGAUCAAGAUUUGUCAAACUUAUCACUGAAUGUAUUUGAUAUGUCUUAUUGUCAAUUGUCUAGCAUAGAUUUUGCUUAUUUCCCACAAGUUGACGUGCUGUAUUUAUCACAUAAUGAAAUAGUUGUUUUAAAAAAUUGUGAAAUGAUUAACGCUAGUAAUAUUCUACUUGACUAUAAUCAAAUAAAAAAUAUUGAUGGUUGUUUUGAUGGUGAUGAACUUGAUUUAAGUCAUAACAGAAUCGAAGUUCUAAAAACUUUAAGACCAGAAUUUAAAUUUCUUGAUUUUAGUUACAACAAAAUUUCAAAACUAGAAAGUUGUGUUUUUUGUAAUUUAACAUCUCUAGAACAAUUAAACUUAAGACAUAACAUUAUAUCGAAAAUUAAUCCUGAUUUAUUUCGUAAUUUAAAAAAUUUGCAUUUGUUAGACUUGUCGCAAAACCAUAUCGAAGAAUUUUCGUAUGGACUGUUCGACAGUUUAAUCAAUCUUGUAAGUUUAAACAUUUCUAACAAUAAACUGAUUAAUUUAAAUUGCUUACACUUUCUCCCAAAUUUACGAAACUUGUACUUUGACAACAAUUUAAUUUCAACGUUUGAUUCAAAAGAACUAAUUCAACAUUUGCCAAAACUAGAAUUUAUUUCUUUCAAUUUAAAUCCAUUAUCUUGUAGAGAACUUGUCUCCAUUGUUCAUUAUUUGCAAACCAGCGAAAUCGCUAUAUCUGAAGGUUAUUCAUAUGAUAUUGAAAAUGUUAGAGGAAUGGCUUGCACUAAAUCAGAAACUUUACUUCCAUCUGCCGAAAAUUUUGUACGAAAUUUUGAAAAUUCUCUCAAAACUAUUUCGUUUAAAAACAUAACUCAAAAUUUACAAAAAUCGAUGAGUGAUAGUUUGGAGAAUAUGAAAAUUUUAACAAAUUUUAACACUUCGGAUUUUUCACAAUUUUUCAAUAAAGGAUUUAGUCAAAGUAGUUUUUUUAAAUACUUUGAGAAUUAUAAAUUGAUGACCUACAAUUUGAAUGAAUCCAAGACUGAAAAAUUGAUAUCGCAACCCAUGCAAGAAAAUAGUGAUACUAAAAUAUUUGUAUUUAGUUUUAUCAUUCAAAUUGUUACUUUAUUAGCGUUAAUCUUUAUUAUCUACCUUAAGUUUACUUUCUUUAAAAAUAUGAGCGCACAUAAGAAAAUAGAAAUGUCUCAGUUAGAGUUGUGUUGA